CAGACAUCCCCAGCACUUCACUCACACACUCACACACACUUACACCUCCUCUAGCCGUACCACCUCCACCAUGGCCUUCUCUAACCUGUCUGCUUGCUCCAGCGACCUGAGCUACAGCAGCCGGAUCUGCCUGCCCGGGUCCUGUGACUCCUGCACCGGCUCCUCCUGGCAGGUGGAUGACUGUCCAGAGAGCUGCUGCGAGCCCCCCUGCUGUGCCACCAGCUGCUGCACCCCGGCCCCCCACCUGACCCUCCUCUGCGCCCCAGUGAGUUGUGAGUCCAGCCCCUGCUGCCAGCCAGCCUGCAGCAGCUCCUGCCCAGCCUCGUGUGGCCAGCAGUCCAGCUGCCAGCCCUCCUGCUGCACCUCCUCCCGCUGCCAGCAGGCCUGCUGUGAGCGUGUCUGCUGUGAACCUGUCUGCUGUAGGCCUGUCUGCUGCACACCUGUCUGCUGCACACCUGUCUGCUGUGAGGCCUCCCCGUGCUCAACCUCCUCAUGUUGCCAGCAGUCCAGCUGCCAGCCCUCCUGCUGCAUCUCCUCCCGCUGCCAGCAGGCCUGCUGUGAGCCCGUCUGCUGUACACCUGUCUGCUGCAGGCCCGUGUGCUGUGAGGCCUCGUCCUGCUGCAGACCCUCCUCCUCCGUGUCCCUCCUCUGCCGUCCUGUGUGCCGCCCCGCCUGCUGUGUGCCCGCCUCCUCUUGCAAGCCCAGCUGCUGCCGCCCGGCCUCCUCCGUGUCCCUCCUCUGCCGCCCUGCGUGCCGCCCCGCCUGCUGUGUGCCCACCUCCUCCUGCCAGCCAAGCUGCUGCCGCCCGGCCUCCUCUGUGUCCCUGCUCUGCCGGCCUGCAUGCUCCCGCCUGGCCUGCGGCAUCCCCACCUCAGCCCUGGAGCUCUGCUGCUGACCGGCCAAUCACUUGCCCUCCACAAGCUGCUGUCUCUCACAAGCUCCAGGAGCCCCUCUGCUGGUGCCAGGACCUCCCCUCUCCCAAAGUUGGACACGCAGCUGCUGCCCAGAGAGGAUUUGAACUUGGCAGGCAUCUCAGAAAGCCCUUGACAGGGUGGACUGUGGGGCCCCAGGAGCCUCCUCUGCAGGACAGGCUGCUUGAAUCCCAUAUGACAAACAUCAACUGCUCUAAUGAAUAAAGCGUUUGUGUCAGGAAA
Molecule: messenger RNA, 1154 nt
Organism: Capra hircus (goat)
Lineage: Eukaryota; Metazoa; Chordata; Mammalia; Artiodactyla; Bovidae
Product: keratin-associated protein 10-12-like
Exons: 1
Coding region: 71-895 (274 amino acids)
Cellular component (GO): keratin filament
Source: RefSeq, a predicted model, not a curated record